Saccoglossus kowalevskii is the source of this 2414-nucleotide messenger RNA. Its product is annotated as mitogen-activated protein kinase kinase kinase 2-like. Gene Ontology annotation, molecular function: protein kinase activity; protein binding; ATP binding. NCBI's taxonomy places the organism in Eukaryota, Metazoa, Hemichordata, Enteropneusta, Harrimaniidae. Gene Ontology annotation, biological process: protein phosphorylation. The record is from RefSeq and is a predicted model, not a curated record.
UCAGAUACUCCAGUAUUUUUCUAUUUUAUUUUCCAUAUCACUCAACUGUCAGUGUUAUCUGAAUGUGAUUGUGUAACAAAAAAGUAUGGCGGAUGCAACUGAUGCAACUGACCAGGUUUUACAAGAUAUCAAAGCUAAUCUAGCAGCUGGAUAUCUUGAUGGAGGAGGGCGGCAUAAGACAUUACGUGGAUCAUCACCGAAUGAUGUCCGUGUUAAGUUUGAAUAUUUAGGAGAGAAGAGGAAUAUAUUGGUUUCAAGACCUGUUAAAUUUACAGACUUGCUAAGCAAAGCUAAGACUGCCUAUGGAGCAGGACUUACACUUGUGUUGCAUUAUUCCAAUAAUGAGUUUAUUAUUCCUGUGACAUCACAAUCGGCUUUAGAUCAGGCCAUUGAGUUGAUGGAUAGAGUGCCACGCAGCAAAGGAAGCAAAGCUCUACGACUUUACCUCACUACAAGUGGCGAAAGCAGGCCGUCAGUAUCAAGUACUCCGCCAAAUGGACCACUAAAAGAUCUAUUUGACACACAUAUCAGCAAUAAUAACAGCAGCAAAUCCAUUCCAGUAAACAGAUCCUAUUCUUUGCCUCAGGAUAUUCCAGAAAAAGGCUUAGAAAGCAACAAGAGACAUUCGGCACCACCGCAUCAAACGAGGGAUACUCAUUCCCCGCCUCCUGGUAUCACACCGGAUAGUGAGGAAAUGCCGCAAGCUAGUUCCUUUGAUUCCUCAUGCGGGGAAGGCAGAUUUAUUCCAGAAGAAGAUUCCAGAGAGACUGAAUACAGGUAUGAUAGCCAAUCAUCUUUAGUCACAACUAAUUACAGAACUGGUGGAUCACUAGGAAGUGCUACUGGUAGAAGCUUUCGAAUGGGGGCAAAAAGUAACAGCCAUGAAGAUUUCUCACUCGGAGGGGACGCCUUCAGCAAUGGCGAUAAAGUUGGGAAAGGUGGAACAUAUCCAAGAAUACAUAAACAACAACAAACUUACAUGAGGGACUACGGAGAUGGUAGGAGAACGUUUCCAAGCCGUCAUCAACCUGCGCCUAGUCCAGCUCCGCUCAGAAGAGACCAGUUCAGUCCCCAAGGAAGUGGUUCACUGAGUAAGAGUAGUAAUAGUAGUGGUAUUGGUCCUGAUAUUGAAUUGGAAAGAGAACGUAGAAACAGUGAUUUACAGAAUAUCAUGAGAACUUUACAAGAAAUUAAUUUAAAAGAAAACGCUAAAUCACCAAGAGCUCCUGAAAACUGGAGAAGAGGUCGACUGAUGGGGCAGGGUGCCUUUGGUCAAGUCUAUGUGUGCUAUGAUGCUGAUACAGGAAGGGAGUUGGCAGUUAAACUAGUGCAGCUUGAAAGAGAAAAUUGUGAAGCUAGAAGGGAAGUAAAAGCAUUAAAAGUUGAAAUAGAAUUAUUAAAAAAUCUUCAUCAUGAGAGAAUAGUGCAGUAUUUCGGUUGCGGUGAAGAUGAAAAAAUGCUUUGUAUUUUUAUGGAGAUGAUGCCUGGGGGGUCAGUAAAAGAUGAAAUUAAACAGUAUGGUGAACUGACAGAAGUUGUCGUCAAGAAAUAUACAAAACAAAUACUAGAAGGUGCUGCCUAUCUUCAUAGCAAUCACAUUGUUCAUAGGGAUAUCAAAGGGGCAAAUAUUUUACGAGACGCUGUAGGUAAUGUGAAGUUAGCUGAUUUUGGCGCAUCUAAACGAUUACAGACUAUUUGUACGCUCAACGGUAUGAAGUCUGUGACAGGGACGCCAUAUUGGAUGAGCCCCGAGGUAAUCAAUGGAGAAGGGUAUGGAAGGAAAGCUGAUGUAUGGAGCAUUGGUUGUACAGUUGUUGAAAUGUUCACAAAAAAUCCACCUUGGUCCGAGUUUGAGGCCAUGGCUGCCAUCUUUAAAAUUGCAACGCAGCAGACUUCGCCAGAGUUGCCACUCCACGUUUCAGACGAUGCAAGAAAUUUCAUUUGGUUGAUAUUUAACAGGAAUACACAAGAAAGACCAAGUGCUGAAGAACUUCUUAUGCAUCGGUUUGUUCUGAACUCUCUCAUAAUGGAUUGAAGCAACUUCAUGUGUCGUUCUAUGAUUAGCCUCAUGCAGCAUUGCUGGAAUACAUAUGUUUGCUGGGGACUGACCACAGUACAAUUUCUCAAGAUUUUUACUGUGUCACGUAACCAUGCAUUUUACCCUGAACAAUUGACAGGAAUGAUUUCCAGGUAAUGCCCGUUAAGGAAUAAUAAAGGUGUUGCAGGAUCCAGGGUGAGCCAUGUACCAUGAUCUGGAUAUUAUGGGAUAGACUGAUAACAAGUGACAACAAUUACCAAUUAUGUAAUAAUAAUACGAGGACAACAGACACGAAUAAUAUGGGACAGUCUGAUUUUUAUUUAUUCCAUUGAAUGUGUUCUCAAUGAAACUGUAUCUUGAUGGAAUUGUUGCGACC